GCUCGUGGCUUUGUGUUGAGAUGGAACCCCAGCGUUCCGAAGCCUUCCCGGGGGCAGGGGCCCUGCUCCGGUGGGCGGCACUCCCCCCUCCCCCCAGGGGUCUGCUCGGCGGAGAGAUCUGUGAGAUGGCGAGCACUUUUUCAGCCAGUAACUUCAGGCACCCGGGAGUUUGAAGAUAUUCUAAAAGUUCUACACUCAUCUUACCUUGAGCCAGGAUCAGUGGCUAAUUUUAACUACAGACGAGCUAGUUUGGUUCAUAAUGAACUUUUGGAAAAGGAGUUCACAGAGAAACGGAGAGAACUGAGAUUCGAUGGUCGUUCAGAUAAAGAACUUGCAGAAUCCUAUGCAUUUCUGAUGGUUGAUCGGCCUCAGGUACAAGGCAUAUGUGAAAAAGGCUUACAGGUGGGCCAGUCCAAAAUAACCAUUCUUGGCAGCCCUUCCAUGGGUAUCUAUCUUUCCAGGUAUGCUGAUUUAUUACAAGCUAAUCCUUUGGAAGCUGGGGCAACGGGUGAUGUUAUUAUUUUUAAAAUAAUAAAGGGGAAAAUGAAAAGCAUCUAUGAUCCCAUGGGUGUAAAAAAUACAGAAUCUGCAGCAAACAAAAGUUCUUUGGAUCCGACACCAAAACAUGAGUGUCAUGUAUCAAAGAAUGCGAAUAGAAUUACUUCACUGUUGGCUUACAGGGCCUUUGAGCUUACUCAGUAUUAUUUUUAUGAAUAUGGCUUUGACGAACUAAGGCGAAGACCAAGGCAUGUGUGUCCAUAUGCUGUUGUAUCUUUUGCUUAUAAAGAUGAUGUGCCAGCUCCAAAGUUUUUAACUACAAGGUCUAACAGCUUUAAUGUAGAGAGAAGCACAGAUAAAACAGAUUACACCUUAUGGAGAGGAGAGCUUUUAAACAAAGGAAAGCUUCUGUGCUGUGCUUCUUUGACAUCAGCCACCCUUCCUUUCCUUCCCUUCAAACUUCCUGAGAAGUUAGAUGUCGAAACUGUUAUGAGCAUUGACCAACUGAAGCAGAAAAUUCCUCCAGCCCUUUUUUAUAAGGAAACAUACUUAGGUGCAAAGGAAGUAUUGAAGAAUGGAAUGUAUUGCAGCCUUUAUGAAGUUAUAGAAAAGACGAGAACUGGAAGUAACUUGGAGAGUUUAAUACAAAGACUAGAGCGAGAAAAACUAGUUCUUGUUAAGCCUUUAGGAGACCGAGGAUACCUUUUCCUUCUCUCUCCUUGGCAAAUGGCUUCACCAUAUGAGCAUCAGACUGCCAAGACUAGAAUCCUACAUGCCCUGUUUCUGUUUCAGGAGCCUAGAGGAGUAGUGAGUUCACAGAAAGCGUUACCUAAAGUAGUAACACAGGAACGUCAUGAGACCACCCUUGAGAGCAUACCAGGAAUCAUGAAAUUAAUUCCUUCCAUACAUUUUGCCUUAAUUCAGUGUCGUAAAGAUUUAAGUUUUAUCAAUACUACCACUUUCAAUACUGCUGUUGAAAAACAUAUAAGUGAAUAUUUUAAGCGGGGUUUUGGGUUAGGUAGACGUAGAGAAUUCGUCAUGUAUCCAUAUGACCCACGCUUAGAUGACAGAAAAUUCUUGUAUUCGGCUCCAAAAAACAAGACACACGUUGACAGUUCCUUGCACAACUAUAUCUUCCAGUCUGAAACAUAUCAAUUACCUGUUUGUAAAGUUAAGGAACUGAUGGAAGAAAAUAGGAAAGUUCAUCAGUUUAGUCCAGUUUCUGAUUAUGAUGGGCCAGAGGAAGAAGUGGACUUUUUGAAACUCAAACUUCGAAAGAGAAAUAGCUCUAAGAAUGACACUCUCACAAUUGGGAAGAAGUGGAAGCCAUCUAAUUCUUGGGACUACGAUCAGGACAGGCUGAAAGAACUGAUUAAUUUAAUUCAGUGCAGGAAAAAAAAUGUAGGUGGGGAGUCCGAUACAGAAGAGAGUAGAGACAAAAUUGGCUUGAAAAGGAAGCCCGGGAAUCAUCCAGGAAAUUUGAGAAAGCACCGAAAAACCAACGAUUCAUCUGAAAAUAGUCAUUUGUGUGAAGGUUCUCCACAUUCUGUUUUCUCACUUAUCACUGGAUUUGGUGGACAAGAUACUGACUUGAGACAGCAAGAUAGCUCUGACUCUGGAAUUACUGACACACGGGCCCUGAUUAAACUGCUUUUAGAAACUCUAACUAAUUCAAGAAAUUUGGAUCCAACUCUGGCUUAUUCUGUCAACCAAGCCUUAGGAUGCAGUGAUGAAACUAGGGAUGACCUGAGGCCAAAGCAUGAAUAUGAGUUAAUUUCUGCACAGAACAAGGAAGAAUAUGAGCAGCCAAGUUGUACAAAAGUAGAAAAUAUAAAUUGUAAAGAUUCCAAAAGCCCUAAUGUCUUGGAAGCUGAUGCCUCAUCUUUAAAGUAUCCCAUUGAUGUUGAUCUAAGAGUCUCCUCUAGUGAAGUUGGCUCUGAGCCCAAGCUCCAUUUGAAAGAAGACCCCAAAAGUAGCAGUGUGAGUAAUUUUGAUAAUUACAACCUGGGUACUACUACACCCAUUGAACAUUGCAACCGUAAACAACAUUCUAACUCAAAUAAUGCUGUCGAGGGUGGAAUGCAUUGGAAGCUAAUUCCAAUUACAGGAGGGAAUGCAAGAAGUCCAGAAGAUCAACUUGGGGAGCAUGAGGAUAACCAGACACCAGGUAUGAAAUCACCAGAAGAACAGCUGGUGUGUCUGCUGCCAGAGGACGCCUUCCCUAACGAUCCCCGGGUAAUAAGUAGACAGAGGAGCUCUGAUGACCAGUUUCCAUACUCUCCAUUUUCAGACGCGCUCAAGGGGACAGCAGAAGAUGGAACAUUAGCAGGUCAGGGGAUGAAAAUGGAAGAACAGUGUGUGCUAGCAACAGAGAAUCCUUUGGUAGCUACACAGGCAAUGAGUGGAACCACAGAAAGUACAAUGUUAGAAGAAUAUACUUUUUUUUCAAAGAAAAUAGAAGAGAUUUUGAAGCAGAAAAAUAUUUCAUAUGUCAGUAGAAUUUCCAUACCUUCCUUCUCAGCACAAGAAAAAAUGGCUCGACUUUCUGCAUCUGUAUGUUCUGAAGCCUCUGAAAUUAGUGUGCAGGAGUUUAUAAAUGGCCUGCAUGAAAAAUUGAAUAUCAUCAUUGCUAAAACAUUAUCCUGUGGCCGGCACACACCUACAGUCAGUCCUAGUACUGAAGACGGUUGUACAAAGACAAGGUUGAACCCUCUAAUAAGUCAGGUUUUACAAGUUUCAUCAAGCGACUUCAACACCGAACUGGGACCAGAAUCCCGUCAUCAUCCUGUGCAGAAAGAGACGGACUUCCAUGAGCAGCCCUCUUCCACCACCUUGGGUUUGGCUGAAGUAGAGCAGGGUCAGGGCCACCAGGCCCUAGAAUUCAUACGGACGCCUGAACAGACGGCUUCUAGUGAGGGCCUCCUGGAGCCCGUGGAAAAGGAAAACUCCAAAAUGCCCAGUGACCUAAACAUUUCUACUCAGCCAUCUUUGUCAAAUUUUAUAAGCCAGUUAGAGCCAGAAGUGUUUAAUAGCUUGGUAAAAAUCAUGAAAGACGUCCAGAAAAAUACUGUGAAAUUUUAUAUUCAUGAAGAAGAAGAAAGUAUGCUUUGCAAAGAAAUAAAGGAAUACCUAAUUAAAUUAGGCAACACAGAAUGUCAUCCCGAGCAGUUUUUGGAAAGAAGGUCAACAUUGGAUAAACUGCUGAUCAUCAUUCAAAACGAAGACAUUGCAAGUUUUAUUCACAAGGUACCUGGUUUAGUGACUUUGAAGAGGCUCUCCUGCGUUAGUUUUGCUGGAGUCGAUAGCUUAGAUGAUGUGAAAAAUCACACAUACAAUGAAUUGUUUGUUUCUGGAGGUUUUAUUGUGUCGGAUGAAUCUGUUUUAAAUCCAGAAGCUGUCACAGUUGAGAAGCUCAAACGUUUCUUGGCAUUUCUUGAAGACCUGAAUACUCCGGAUGGCAAAUGGCAAUGGAAAAUCCAUUGUAAAAUUCAGAAAAAGCUCAAAGAAGUAGGCAGAUUGAAUGCUAAAGCUCUAAAUGUGUUGACGCUUUUGAAUGUCUAUCAAAAAAAACAUUUGGUUGAAAUUCUGUCAUACCACGACUGUGAUUCUCAAACUCGAAAUGCUCCUGAAUUGGAUUGUCUUAUCAGACUUCAGGCUCAGAAUAUACAGCAACGACAUAUUGUCUUUUUAACAGAAAAGAAUGUCAAAAUGCUUUCCAGUUACACAGAUAAUGGAAUAGUGGUUGCAACAGCUGAAGAUUUCAUGCAAAACUUUAAAAGUCUUGUGGGCUAUCACAAUUCAAUAACAGAAGAAAAGCUUCUACAUCAUGGUGCUAAUGAAAGUCUUGAGAGACAAUCAGCUCUUUUAGAAAGUGAUGAAAAGGACGAAGAGGACAUGUCUCUGGAUUCAGGGGAUGAAACUUCACAAAUAGAAGUGUGCAGCAGUUCUCAUUCCGAAAUAUUGGAAAUAGAGACCAAAGGAUCACGUGCAACAGAUCAAAAAGAGAUUUGUCAAACUCACUUGCAGCCGUCUACUGACGGGCAGAGAAGUUUCUUAAAACAUAAGACUUGUGAGCAUGGUGCGGAAGAGGGGCAGCCUGCAGUUGUGGCUGCGCUGGCAGGCUCAGACGGAGAGACUGGCAAGGCCAUGGAACCAGCUCCCUUCGACGACGACUUUCAGGUUUAUCACAGUAGACAGCGGAGCAUGUCCCAUCAGUUCAGUCAUUUCAAUGUUCUCACUCAUCAGACUUUUUUGGGAACACCAUAUACGCUUUCAACUAGUCAGACUCAAGAAGGCGGAAACUACUUUCUGUCUGCUUAUAGUCAAGUCUUGGAAACGGAUAAGUCUUCAUCUCCAGUUAGUUGGGAUCUAAAUGAUUCUUCUAGGCCAUAUUCAAAACAGAAAUAAAUACAAUAACUUUUUUUUAUAGGUUGUUGUGGACUUUUUCCGCUUCUUAAAGUGAAUUAACAAUUUAUAUUUUAUUCUCUGAACAAAAUGUCCUUUCUCAAAUGUUUUCCUCUCUUAUUUAAAUCAUGAUGGCCUGUAACAGUUGAAGCAUCUGCAAAUUGAAAUAAAUAUAUAUAUAUAUUUUUAACACGUAUCGUACUUGAAUUAUCUUGUGUGUUGACACUUUUAAGUUUGUACAUUUGUAUUUGACCUGUACUUGGGCUUCUGACCGAAGUCUCCUAAUGUAAAGUUGAUGAGUUGUUGGCUUUCCUUUUUUUUUUUCCUAAUGUAAUGUCAAACUGUACAAACCACUUUUUUCUAAAUGAUUUAUCAGUUAUUGUAUUUAUUUGUUUCUAAUUUUUGUACAGCAUCUUUACAUAUAAAUGUUAAGUCCAGUGUAGUUAAUAUAUAUUAGGUGAAAUGCUAUAAUUAGAGAUCACCUAACAGUGCAGAUUUAUUUUAAAAUGUUUUGUCUCUUUAGGUUAUUCACUGUGAACAUCAUUUUUUGUUUAAAAGUCCUGAAAUCUUGGAACAAUUUAAGAGUCUUUGGUUUAUUUUUAGUUGUAUUAUGGAGUUGCUUUUCAGGACAGUUUUGUAUAAAGUGCUAUAGUUUUUCAGGAAGGUGAAUUUUCUUCGGUGUAGGUAUACAUAGUAAAAAUUCACCUUCUGUUGGCUCCCUUAGACUUUCCUAUUUUGAAAAAUAAAACUUGAAUUAAAAUUCAUUAUAAUUAGUUCUUUCAAAUGGAAACAUUUUGUUUUGUAUUAGUAGGGAAUCAACCCUGAACUUUAGGCAUAGCAACCUUCCAGUCGCUGCUUCUGCCACACAAAAGUAAAGAUUUUAAAGGUUUCUUAUAAUACUGGUUUCAUCCAGGUCAGAGAGGCAGGAAUCAGUCAUUAAACUUUCAACCAGAGGUUUUGUCAGUGUAUUUCCUCUUAUAAAAAAUUUCACCACUUCUGAAAAUUAAUCUUGCUGCACUUGGCUAGGUUGGUCCUCAGAUGACACAAUUAGACCAGGCCCUGUGCUCUUAGAUGCUCUUGGGCGUGGUCUUCAGGGAUCUAGAGCCAUCUAUGUAACAUAAGGUACCAGAGCAGGAUCUAUAAUACAUUAUUCUGCCCUGUUUUUUAAAAGAAGCACUAUUUCUGUGUUUUUUUCUUUGUUCAUUUUCUCCCCAUAGUCCAUAAUUGUGGCUAAAUUACAAGCCAGAAUUCUUUAAACUAAAUGAAAAUUUGUGAAUAUUUGUGAACAUACAUUUAAAUGGGAUCAUAAUUUAUUGGUGUUGUGAUCAUAUAGGUUCCCCUCCUACUAGACUUGGGGACAGAUGCCAUCACCUUUAUGUAACCAUUCAACUUAAAUAUGUAAAAUGCAUGGCUCACAUAGAACGUAUUGUGAAGUAUUUUGUAAUACCACCCAAACAAACUUCAGAACAUAUUAAGGUAAGUGUAAAUAGAAUCUAUCUUUUGUAAAAUUUGUUUAUAACUGGUUGAAUUGGAGCAUAAAAAUAACGAGGUCUAACUGCUGAAUUUUUUACAAAAACAUUUAUUUACCAUUUUAUUCUUUGAAAAAAAAUAUAUUUACAUUCUACAAAGUUUUUAAUAGAUCAUUUUUCAAUAAAGUAACCUGAACAAUUUCAAGUA
Molecule: messenger RNA, 6579 nt
Organism: Dromiciops gliroides (monito del monte)
Lineage: Eukaryota; Metazoa; Chordata; Mammalia; Microbiotheria; Microbiotheriidae
Gene: TASOR
Product: transcription activation suppressor
Exons: 24
Coding region: 355-4905 (1516 amino acids)
Biological process (GO): negative regulation of gene expression, epigenetic; protein localization to heterochromatin
Cellular component (GO): nucleoplasm; heterochromatin
Molecular function (GO): chromatin binding
Source: RefSeq, a predicted model, not a curated record